This is a messenger RNA of Halteromyces radiatus, 918 nucleotides long. RefSeq lists its product as uncharacterized. The transcript has 5 exons. Gene Ontology annotation, biological process: endoplasmic reticulum to Golgi vesicle-mediated transport; endocytosis; intra-Golgi vesicle-mediated transport. Bases 52 to 762 code for a protein of 236 amino acids. The record is from RefSeq and is a predicted model, not a curated record. Gene Ontology annotation, molecular function: GTPase activator activity. Lineage: Eukaryota; Fungi; Mucoromycota; Mucoromycetes; Mucorales; Cunninghamellaceae. Gene Ontology annotation, cellular component: Golgi apparatus.
UUUUUUUCUUCUUCUGUUCUUUUCUUUCUUUUUUUCUUUUCUGGGGUUAUUAUGUCUACAAGAUAUGCUAGAACAGCUGAUAAAGCAUUAAAUGACAAACAUACUUCCAUUUUUAAUAUUUUAUUACAAGAUGACGACAAUAAAUUCUGUGCCGAUUGUAAACGAAAAGAUCCUCGAUGGGCAUCGUGGAAUCUUGGUAUCUUUAUUUGUAUUCGUUGUUCAGGUGUUCACCGUUCAUUGGGCGUUCAUAUAAGCAAAGUAAAAUCGGUUGAUUUGGAUACUUGGUUACCAGAUCAAGUAGAAUCUAUGCAGAAAUGGGGUAAUCUUCGUGCAAAUAGUUAUUGGGAAGCUCGUAUGAUGAAUCAACAAGGAAUGAAAGAUAUCAAUAAUAUGGACUCAUGGAUCAGAAUGAAAUAUGAACAAAAACAAUGGGUUUUGACCGAAAUCGUACCUGAUCCAGCAACUAUACCCAUCAUCAAGCACAAUCUUGAUGUGAACAAAACUAGUUCUACUGUUUCAACAAAACCACCAAUCAUUACCGAACAUCAGAAUACCAUAAUACAAGUAUCAAAAUCGUCAAUAGAAUCUCCCAAUGUAUCAUCAAAUAAAUCCGACACCAGUUAUUCCAAUAAUCUCGCUAGUUUUCAACAACAACUUUUUGGUCUGACAAAAGGCUUACCAUCUUCUGGAAUCAUUCCACCUGCUCCUCCUACAUAUCAAAACACUUGGAUACAAGACAUGACCUCUUCCUCUUCCAAAUAAUUCCCACUAAAGUAGUUAGUAUCAUAUCAAUAUUUUUACCGUUGUAGUAAUAAUCUAGAAUAUAUCCAUAACUUGUUUAUUUGUUAGUUACUCUUCGUUUCUCCUCACAUUUUAUUAAUUUAAUACUAUAAUAAAACAACAUCAUUUGAUCCAACU